Messenger RNA from Scheffersomyces coipomensis, 1860 nucleotides. It is a transcript of the gene MAF1, whose product is annotated as RNA polymerase III-inhibiting protein. Gene Ontology annotation, molecular function: RNA polymerase III core binding. Gene Ontology annotation, biological process: negative regulation of transcription by RNA polymerase III. Gene Ontology annotation, cellular component: nucleus. The transcript is spliced from 2 exons. The coding region runs from base 214 to 1512 and encodes 432 amino acids. NCBI's taxonomy places the organism in Eukaryota, Fungi, Ascomycota, Pichiomycetes, Serinales, Debaryomycetaceae. The record is from RefSeq and is a predicted model, not a curated record.
UUACAUAAAAAGUGGAGUUGCCAUUUUGUGAGUGGUCGUGUCCAUUGUCCCAAUUAUGCAUCCGAUAUCAACAACCAGAAAAGAAAAAAAAAAGAUAAUCACCCAAACAACGAGCAGAACAAUAAAAGAAAAGCAUGGGUUAAUUUAAACUUUAACUGAAAUUCACUUUCUACUAGUUUAAUCUUCAAUUAUACCCCAACCAAACAACUUAAUAUGAAGUUCAUUGAUGAGAUAGAUAUUGAGUUAGUGAAUCAAGAAUUAAACUUUAAUUCUCAAGAUAAUAGUUUAGUUAUCAAAGGUGGAUGUGAUUUAUUUACUACUAAACCGAUUGGGUCUGAUCGUAAAUUAUUUAAAACGAUUGAUAAACAUUUAGAUCAAAUCAUAGAGGAUAAUCAAUUAUCUCGUUCGAUUGAAUGGGAAAGAAAGAAUUCAAUCCAUUCAUUAUUUGGUAGUAGUGCUUCUCCACCGGCUAGUUUUAUCAAUAGAAGAGAUAGUUAUUCAACCAUUACUGAAAGAGAUAGAAGACAAAGUAGUACUAGUAGUAGUAGUACCACCAAUUUUUCAAAAUCAGGUAAUAUAAGUAUAAUCACUACGGCUCCUUCUAAUGAUACGAAUAUAAAUAAUACCAAUGAUAAUGGAAAUGGAACUGCUACUUCAUUAUUAACUAAUUCAUUGAAAGGUGAAACUUCAUUUGAAUUAGAAGGUCCUAUUGAUGAAUCCCCUUUUGGACCAUUAAAGAAUGUUACCACUAGAAAGACCUUUGCUUAUUUAAUUGCUAUUUUAAAUACUACAUUUCCUGAUCAUGAUUUUUCAAAUUUACAACCAACUACAGAAAAUUUUCAUAGAAUUCAUAAUCCAGAAGAUUUAAUUAAUCGAUUUAAUAAUAUAAUGAUAUCAUUAGGUAAAAAGGAAGAUAUUUUAAAUUGGAUAUGGGAUACUAUAAAUGUUUAUAUGGAUGUUCUGUCUCCCAUUAAGAAUUCUCCAUCUUUAUCAGCUCAAUCAGGAGGUCCUAUACUAUCAAAUUCAAGAAAGAAUAGUUUUAAUAAUAAUAAUAACAACAAUAAUAACGGUAGUUCACAUCCUUAUUCAAGGAGUGGAUCAACUACUUCAAAUAAUGGUAAUAAUUCCCCUCCUAUCGCUUUCAAUCCUGAAUUAUGUCAAAUUUAUCAAUUUCAACCCAGUGAUGAAUCUAUAUUAGAAGAUUUAAAUUAUCCUUAUCAAACCAUGUGGUCUUAUUAUUGGUUUAUUUAUAAUAAAAAGAAAAAGAGAGUUGCCUUUGUUUAUUUAACUGCCAUUAAUCAAAUUCAUUAUUCUACUAUAAAUAGUAGUAAUGGAAAUGGAAUUCAUAAUGGAAAUAGAAAUAGUGAUAAAGAGAUAAUUCGUCAUGAAGAUGAUGAUGAUGAUAUCGAUGUGGUGUAUGAUGAUGAUGAUGAUUCAAGAUACCUCGAUGAAGAUGCCAUCCUUGAUGAUGAUGAAGAAGAUAAUGAUGUGAUAGGGGAUAUAGAAAUUUGAAUUAAUUAAAAAAAAACUAGGAAAAUACUAACUUAAUCCAUAAAAAAACACAUAAGAAACUAGAGAAAACCAUACCCCAAAAAAAACAAAAAAAUAACAAAUGUUCAAGUACGUACUUUAUUUGCUUGGACUAAACUGUGAUUAUUCUAAUUAUUGUUGUUGUUUAGCUGUUGACUAUUUAUUGUACGUUUGCUAAUUGCUAUUAAUAAUUUAUUAUACCUUUUUUAUUUUAACUUAUAUAGUUGCUCUUUUUUGAUAUCUAUAUUAUUAUACUUCUUCACAAUUAUUUGAUAUAUAAUGCAUUAUUUAUACUUUAUUUAACAUGAUAAAAUCCUAAUCAGAAUUUGA